Molecule: messenger RNA, 2237 nt
Organism: Cuscuta campestris
Lineage: Eukaryota; Viridiplantae; Streptophyta; Magnoliopsida; Solanales; Convolvulaceae
Source: the annotation of a GenBank genome assembly
CUUAGCUACUUAUUUUUAAGUCAGUUUUUUCGUUUCUAUGUUUUGACCAGAUUAUUUGCAAAAUUAUCUCUCACUAUUUAUGAAUAUUUGAAAAUGAUUCAUAUAUCAUUUAAGUCAUUUUGUUUCACGAAAGAAUAAUUGACUUAUAAGCAGACACAGACAGUCCAAAGCAUGUUGUCGCAGCAACACUCUCCCUCCGCCUCCUUCCGCCGCUCCCCGCCGCGGCCUGGCGCCACCACCACUCCCAACCCAUCAUUCUCCAGCCGCAUAUUCUCAGAUGUAGCUGGAGAUAUUACAAUUCUUGUUAAUGGGAAGUCUUUCCUUCUUCAUAAGUUUCCUUUGGUGUCUCAAAGUGGGAAGAUCAGGAAGAUGGUGGCAGAAGCCAAUAAUAAGAAUCCUUCAGAAUUAGAACUGAAUCACAUCCCUGGUGGGCCCGAGGCGUUCCAGCUCGCUGCCAUGUUCUGCUACGGGAUGAACUUUGAAAUCACAGCAUCAAACGUGGCCCACCUACGCUGCGCUGCGGAAUACUUGGAAAUGGCUGAUGAGUACCGCGAAGAGAGCCUCGUUUCUCGCGCUGAAGCCUAUCUGGAUGAAGUUGUGGGGCACAGUCUUGAGAAGUCGGUCGAAGUUCUGUCUGCUUGUGAGGCAUUAUUGCCUAUUGCAGAUGAGCUGAGGAUUCCGGAAAGAUGCAUUGACUCCAUAGCCAAGAUUGUCUGCCAAGAACAGCUGGUGAUGGGGUUGUCACAUUUAGAUUGUGACGACGGUGGUGGUGGAUCUUUGGAAUGGUGGGUUGAAGAUCUCUCCAUUCUUGGAAUUGGCUUUUACCAUAGGCUCAUUUCGGCUAUGGGGAAAGCCGGGGUGCGCACAUACACCAUAGUUGCUUCAUUGAUGCAUUAUGCACAAGUUUUCCUAAAAGGCAUAGGGAAACCACAAAUAUGGAAUCCCGCCCGAGCCCAUCCUCGGGCAGUCGAACACAAGCAGAAACUCAUUGUUGAAAAACUCGUGACUCUAUUGCCCUCCGAGAAGGGACCCACGUCCUACGUUCCCCUAACUUUUCUGUUCGCGAUGCUGAGGAUGGGGAUCGUGGUGGAUGCCUCGCUAGCCUGCAGGCUUGAGCUUGAGAGAAGGAUUGCAUGCAGGUUGGAAAUGGUCUUACUUGAUGACUUGUUGAUUCCUUCCACUCAGACCGGCGAUUCCUUGUUCGACGUUGACAUGGUCCACCGGAUCUUGGUGCAUUUUCUCCAACGGGUCGAGGACGAAGACGAUGUGGAUUUCGGGUAUGAAUCAGAAGCGCUUGGUUCCCCAAGCCAUGGCUCUAUAUUGAAAGUCGGGAGACUUGUUGACAUGUAUCUAGCUGAAAUCGCUCCCGACCCGUAUUUGAGUCUUGAUAAGUUCAUCGCUAUGAUAGCCGUUCUCCCGGACUACGCUCGCGUCCUAGACGAUGGGCUCUAUCGAGCUAUUGACAUAUAUUUGAAGGCGCAUCCAAUGCUAUCCGAGCAAGACUGCAAAAGGCUGUGCGGUUUCAUCGAGUGCCAGAAGCUAUCCCAAGAGGCGCGCAACCACGCCGCGCAGAACGACAGGCUCCCGGUCCAGGUGGUGGUGAAAGUGCUGUACUUCGAGCAGGUCCGUCUGAAGAGCACAAUGUCGGGAGACUCAGUGGACGACAGGUUCCUCUCCCAGAAAAUGAGCAGUGGGGUGACCAGCGCAGCCGUGUCCCCGCGGGACACGUACGCUUCGCUGAGGAGGGAGAACAAGGAGCUGAAAAUGGAGAUAUCGCGGAUGCGGGUGAGGCUCAGUGACCUAGAGAAGGAACAUGUGUACAUGAAACAAGGGAUGGUGGUCAAGUCUGGAGGACAUGGCAGGGCUCUCUUGACCUCCAUAUCCAAAGGCAUUGGAAAGAUUGGCAUCUUUGGCGGCUCGACGGGUGGGAAACACGGCACGUCCGGGCGGACCGCGGAUGGGAAAACGGGCAGGAGCAAGAGAUUCUCUGAGGCAUAGAGUCAUACAGUUGGAGUACAGAAGAUCUGAGUUUGUUUUUAAUUGCUGUGGUAUCUAUGACUUGAAUGAUCUAAAUCAGUUGCAGAUAUAACAGCAGUUAAAGUGCAGGAAUGGGAAUGCACUGAAAAAUAUUUUACAUUCAUUUGUGCAUAUGUAAGUCUUGUGUUAUCCAAAAAAAAGUGUCUAAUUUUUCUUACACAUAGUGAAUCAUAUAGUCUGAAUCAAUGCAAUGAAUAAAU